Cololabis saira (Pacific saury) is the source of this 2200-nucleotide messenger RNA. It is a transcript of the gene ftr67, whose product is annotated as finTRIM family, member 67. The record is from RefSeq and is a predicted model, not a curated record. Bases 130 to 1782 code for a protein of 550 amino acids. The transcript has 13 exons. Gene Ontology annotation, molecular function: zinc ion binding; nucleic acid binding. Gene Ontology annotation, biological process: DNA integration. Lineage: Eukaryota; Metazoa; Chordata; Actinopteri; Beloniformes; Belonidae.
UUUCACCUAGUUACACUGCUCUCAGUCAGGACAGCGUAAACAAUCAUGGAGGUGGACAUGGCAUAUUUUCACAUGAUAUAACUUUAUAAGUCAUCACCCAGCAUUCCUGGUCAUUAAUCCAUCUCAUAAAUGGAAGGCAAGUGGGACGAGGUGUUCAAGUACCUCUCUGAGGGAAUAUACCCUUCUGGGUACAAUAAAUCCCAGAAAUUGAACCUCAGAAGGUACUCUGAGAAAUUCAAUUUAAAGGACGGUGAGCUCUUCUUUGGAGAGAGGAAGGCAAUAAAAACCUCAGCAGAUGCCAAAACCAUUUUUAACGAGUUUCACAACUCACCCAUUGGAGGGCAUACUGGAAUGGUAAAAACACGACAUGCUAUCUCCGCCAGAUUUUAUUGGAAGGGAAUGAGUGUUGACAUCGAUACCUGGGUGCUGGAAUGUGACAAGUGCCAGAGGGUUGGCCAAGCAAAAGCCGCCUCAAAGCCACUCCCGUGUAUUAAGGUGUCUGCCGUCUGGGAGCUGUUGGGAAUUGACCUAACUGGACCUCUGCCCAAAACAGCGAAUGGUUUCCAGUACAUCCUGACAGCUACAGACUAUUAUUCAAAAUGGGUCGAGGCUUUCCCACUGCGGAGCAAGACAGCAGCAGAAGUGGGACGCCAUGUGUGUUCUCUCAUUUACAGACAUGGUUGUCCCAAAAGGAUCUUGUCUGAUCAGGGAAGAAAAUUUGUUAAUGAACUCAACUCAAGCCUUUGUGAGAUGCUGGGCAUAGACAGGAGUGUGACAGCGGCAUAUCAUCCUCAAGCAAAUGGCCUGGAUGAAACGACGAACCACAACAUCAAUCGAGUCCUCACUCAGCUAGUGAACGAGAGGCAGGACAACUGGGACGUCUUCCUGGAGGCAACAUUGUUCUCCCUGAGGUCCACAGUCCAUAUAACAACAAAAAAGACCCCAUUUUUGUUGUUGUAUGGACGAGAGCCGGUUUUCCCGUCUGAGGUUCCUGUUGAUAUGCCGAGGGAGCUUGGUGACAUGAAGCAGAGCUCCCAGUUCAGGAUUCAGCAAAGAGAGAAAGAGGCGCAGGAGCUGAGACAAGCCAUUUUCUCUCUCACUCGUUCAGCUCGAGCCACAGCCGAGGAGUGCGAUGCCAUUUUUACAGAAAUGAUUCGUUCAAUGGAGCUGAAGCGCUUUGAAGUGAGAGAGCUGAUCAAGGCCCAGGAAAAGAUGGCCAUAACUGAGGCUGAGCAGCUGCUGGAGAAGAUCCAAAAGGAGAUCACUGAACUGAAAAAGAAUGAAGCUGAACUUGACCAGUUGUCCCGCACAGAGGACCCUGUCCAUUUCCUUCAGAGUUGUGAGUCCCUUCAUGCCCCAGCUGCUCUGUCAGCUUCACCUUCACUCAGCGCUGACCCGGGCCUGUCCUUCGGUCCGGUGAUGACAGCUGUGGCCGACUUUAAGGGACUCCUACAGGAGGUGUGUCAGGGAGGAUUUGUCAGCAUCUAUGAGAGAGUGAGAGCUAUAACAAUCGUAGGUCCUCAAAAUGCUGCCGCUCAGUGUAACACGAUGCUUGUGGGUCAGACUGUAUCAGCCAAGCUAACCGAAUCACCAACACCUGACCCUCCUCUCGGUCUUGACCAAACUCCCGUGAGUCCCCUGAGCCCCCUGAACCCGCUGAACCCCUUCCUCAGUCCAGGACCUUCUGUGCCCACCUUCAACUUCUCACCGUUUGGCUCCAAACUGUCGUCGGGAUCCAGGCCGAGACACCUCCAACGCCGCCCCAUCUCCAAGAGGAAAUAGCCAUCGGACUCAUCUUUUCACACGCACCCACACAGGCUGAAUGUCAUUUCACUCCCGUGCUGUCCACAUACAAAUCUGCACUGCCGCUCCCGAGCUGGACCUUUUAAAAAAAUAGUUAAUCUUUUGGAAUUAGUUUAAUUACUUUGUUAUCAGCUUUACUUGAAUCUUUCAUUAUAGACGGGGCGGCAGAGGCGGGAGGAGAGCAACACAGAAUCCCCCGUUGACGGUACACUUCACUAGAAAAGCGGGACAAUUAUUUUCAGUAUUAACAUCCGUUUGUAAUACAAGGAAGUUUUUAGUUUCUGUGGUUUUAUAAGCAUUAUUUAUUUUAAAUCAAAACUCUGUGAACAUUAAUUUUGCUUUGAAAAGUUGUUAUAAUUAGUAACACGACAAUAAAAAGCAAACGGUGUAGACUCUU